AUGGAGGAUGAUAGUGCCAAGAAGCACGAUCCGUUAGCAUUGCCGUCACCAGACGUUCUGCGCGAGAUUGAGAGGGAACAGGCCGAACGUAGGAAAGAAAUACUGGAACGGAGGAGGAAGCAAGACAGCCAGCUUGACGAUGAAGCAAAGGCAGCACGUGUGAUUCAGCGCAGCUAUCGCGGACAUCGAGAGCGGAGGGCACUCAAGGGAUAUGGCCUAGAUCCAAGCACGAGGUGGCUCGAGGCACUCAAGGAAGCCGAGUACAAUCUUACCACCCGACCGAAGCCGCGAGACGAACAAUUCACUGAAAGCCAGACGACCACGCAGCGAGUGAGGAGUAGGUGGGCGCAUGUUGGCGCUGUCGCGAGAAGAGCUGGGGAUGAUGAUACCAGUGAGAGUGAGGUCGAUACUGAGAGCCAGGCGGAAGCGCAGAAGGUGAAGAGGCAGCAGAAGGCUGAGAGGGAGAAGUAUGCGAAGACGAUGGGGCUUGAAUACUUCCUGGAAAUGGUCGAUCAGAAGCACAGAUACGGCAGUAACCUGAGAAGAUACCACCAGGAAUGGAAGAAAAGUACUACCAAGGAAAACUUCUUCUACUGGCUGGAUUAUGCGGAGGGUAAAGAGCUGGACCUUGAAGACAGGCCGCGGGAACGACUGGAUAAGGAGCAGGUCAGGUAUUUGUCCCGAGAUGAGAGGAAGAAGUAUAUGGUCAUCAUCGACAAGCAGGGGGGUCGCUUCUGUUGGGACAAAAACGGCAAGCCAAUAACGACCUCGCCGGACUUCAAGGACAGUAUCGAGGGAAUCGUCCAUGCCAGCGAUGAUACACCAACAUGGCGAGAGGUGACCACGGGCGAGAAACCAGAGCCGUCGCAGUACGCCUCAGGUUCUGAUACAUCCUCCACCAAUACUUCCAUCAGCACUGGCAGCCACGAAGACUCCUCCAAGUACGCCAACGAAGAAUUCCAUGAUGCCAAAGGUCUUAACAAGCUCAACCAUAUCAGCGUCGAUGCGCUCAUGAACCACCUCCUCCGAAAGACGACGAAAAAGAACACUUGGAUCUUCGUCGCGGACACCUCAUUUCGCCUUUACGUGGGAAUAAAACAAUCCGGUGCCUUCCAACACUCCUCUUUCCUCAAAGGCGCACGUGUCAGUGCCGCAGGCUUGAUAAAAAUAAAACGCGGCCAAAUCCGCAAACUCUCCCCCUUGAGCGGACACUACGCCCCACCCGUAAAGAACUUCCGCGAGUUCCUGAAAUGCCUCAAAGAAGCCGGCGCAGAUCUGAGUCACCUCAAUGUGUCGCGGAGCUAUGCCGUCAUCCUGGGAUUGGAGGGGUAUAUCAAGGUGAAGAAACGGACAAAGAGCGUGAGGCAGCAUGCGAAAGACAUGGUGAAUCCCGAGGAGAAGAGGAAGAGGGAGGAGGAGGAGAGGGAUAAGAGUCAGAGCGCCGCGAGGGAGAGGGAGAUUCUUGCGAGGGAGCAGGAGGCUGCUAGGAGCAGGUCUUACAGCUAUAGGUUUAAGAAGAGGGUUAGUGGGCGGCUUGGGUCUAUUGGUGGGAAGGCGGAGCAAGGGCCUGGUCCUUCGUUGCUGGAGCAGAAGUCGUCGACUACGCUUUAUGAGCCAGGGACACAGACGGUGGAGGGGGCAGAUGGUGGUGGUGGUGUUAUGCCGCCGACGCCGCCGAGUAUUGAUGCUCCUUCGAAGUGA
This is a messenger RNA of Fulvia fulva, 1701 nucleotides long. Its product is annotated as IQ domain-containing protein IQM4. NCBI's taxonomy places the organism in Eukaryota, Fungi, Ascomycota, Dothideomycetes, Mycosphaerellales, Mycosphaerellaceae. The transcript is spliced from 3 exons. Gene Ontology annotation, molecular function: protein binding. The record is from RefSeq and is a predicted model, not a curated record. The coding region runs from base 1 to 1701 and encodes 566 amino acids.